AUGACACUCCGGAAAUGGACUGCGAACGAUGAGCAACUGCAGGAGCAGUUCAACAAGGAGGAGCCAAAAAUUAUGACCGAAGAAAAAAGCCUCUCACCUUCACCAAUCUCCAAGGUACUUGGAAUGAUGUGGGAACACGAAGGGGACUGCUUUAUUUACAAAGUUGAAGCUUUGCUUGAAUUCCUCUCAGCAAAUGCGGACACUAAAUGGUUCAUCCUCAAGGCGGCCUCAGGAGUAUUCGAUCCUCUUGGAUUGAUCGCGACCUUCGUCCUAACAGCUAAGCUGCUAUUUCAGAAGCUGUGGACAUUGGGAAUCAGCUGGGAUGAAGAACUCCCCGCUGAUUUGAUCACUGAAUUGCACGCUUGGACGGCGGACCUUGUUCAACUGCAUUCGUUAAGUAUACCAAGACAUGCCAAGCGAGGCAUCCAGGCAGGAGCCAAGAAAGUACAGCUGCACGUCUUCGUAGAUGCAAGCACGAAAGCCUACGGAUCUUUGUUUUUGGAAGACACGCCUCAACUCGAAGUAAAAAAAGAGACACAUAUGCUGUUGGAGAAAGACCAAGAAGUUCCAUCAUUGUUCGACACCAGAAGUUACGAGAAUUACCAGAAGGUUCUGUUAAUCACUGCCUGGGUCAUUGGGUUCGCUAACAACGCUCAGACGAGAAAUGACAAAAUACGAGGUGGAUCAAUUGCGGCAGAGUUGGACAAAGCAGAGCAGUAUUGGAUCAGGCAGAUACAAAACGAAAGGUUUCAGACGGAUAUUAUACUCCGCGAGAAAAAUACGACGGAGGUUAAUGUGAGACUCGCAGAGUAUCAUCCUUUCUUUGACGAAAACAAAAUCCUGCGGGUCGGAGGACGACUGCAGAGGUUGACGGAAAGUCUCGAUGUGAAACAUCCAGUCCUAUUACCGAACGACCAUAACUUUGUCAAGCUAAUUGUGAUGCACGCUCAUUGUAAGGUUAUGCACGGGGAGCAACAAGCACAAUGUGUUACCUACGAGAGAGGUACUGGAUAA
Ixodes scapularis (black-legged tick) is the source of this 1014-nucleotide messenger RNA. RefSeq lists its product as uncharacterized. The coding region runs from base 1 to 1014 and encodes 337 amino acids. The transcript is spliced from 2 exons. Lineage: Eukaryota; Metazoa; Arthropoda; Arachnida; Ixodida; Ixodidae. The record is from RefSeq and is a predicted model, not a curated record.